AUGAACUCCCAGCUCAACAACUCAAACGAAAACCAGGACCUGGUCUUCCAGGAAACCGACACCUUCCGGCCGGUCUUCUUCGAUUCCAGCGCCAAACGAAACUCCUCCCUGGCCUCCUCCGACCCGGCCAAAAGAGCAAGACUUGACGCCUCCGUCAUCGCCCCCAAGGACAGGCAACAGGACCCCAUCCAGCCCAACCCGCUGCCCCUGGCCUCGUCCCCAGGCAAACUGUCAAACCCAGGCCCCAUCCUCAACCAGCACAGACCAUCCCUCCAUCAUCGCCACCUCCUCCUCCAACACCACCUCCUUUCCCAGCCUUCGCUGCCCACCCCUGACCAGCAACACGCCUCGGCUGCUGACCAAGGAGACGUGGAUGUGGACGUGGACAUGGACCAGGACAAGUCCUCCAAAAAGCAACCCGCCACGCCCCAGCUGCUGACUCCCAAGUUGCCGCUGCUGCUGGUCAAGGCUGCUCAGCGCUCCGCCCACCGUUCGGCUAAGAAAGCCGUCAGAGCGCUGCCGGUGGCAUCCCAGGGAUCCAAAGCUCCAAAGUUUGUCAGACGUUUCCGCUCACGCUCCCUCCCCAUCAUCAACUACACCUCCCGCUCCCAGUUGUUCCAGCAUCAUGUGCUCCAACGCGUGCCCCACCAGCAGCUCCUGUCGGCCGCCUCCUCCCAAAACUCGUCCUUUUUUCUGCAACCGACUGCCCCUGCCUCCCUGCACUACCAUUCCCCUGCCACCCCGUCGCUUCCACCCAUCAACUUGCAGCUGUUGAAGGAGAUCGAUCUUCACGAAAUUUUGAAGAAUCCUCAGUUGAGACACGACAUUCUCUUUGACCCUCAGUUGCAGUUCCGCCCCAACUUGGACGGCGAGCGCGGCAGACGGAAGAAGACCAUCAUCGAGAAGUACUGGACUGAGAUCGAAGCAGAGUGCAAGCAGUUCUUUGCCGGCACCGUUAAGCCUAACUCCGUCAAACUCCCUCGUUUGCCUGUUCUUUUCACCACCUUGAGAGACAUUUUGUUGUCGCUCCUUCCGGUUAAGGACCGCGCUCCUGUGAACGAAAUCAUGGACAUUGACCUUCUCGUCCAGCAGUUGUCCCAUGGCUCUUUUGACUUUGUCGCCAUGGCCAAGUGGCUCGGAGAGGUGUUCAAGUCCCACUGCGCCCCUAUGAGAGACCAGUGGGUGUCUGACAUGAUUGCCAAGUUCCAGCAGUCCUUUGAGGAGAACUCGGUCGAAAAGCUCGUGCAGGGUUUGAGAACGAUUUUCUUCAUCUUGGAGGCUAUGAAAUUGGACGUGGCUAACCAUCAAAUCAGAAUCUUGAGACCCGUUUUGAUUGAAACUGCCAACGAAUUUGAGAAGGACUACUUUGACCAGCUUAUUAACCACUGCAAGAUUGACAUCACCGAUUCUUUGAAGUGGUACUACAGAAACUACCACAAGAAGAGCGACAUUGCCAAGCUGUUGAACAAGGAAAAUAUGCUGGAUGCCGAACAGAGCAAGGCUAUCAUCGUUUCCGCCAUCAUCGACUUGCUUUCAUGCCGCAACAUGGCCACGGAAUUCCCUCUGACUUUGACGUUCGACCACACCAGAUUGGUUUUGUUGAGAGCUGACGUUAGACAGUUGGUCUGUGUCCAGUUGUGUGUUGUGUUAUACAAGCAGCUUCUUCAUAACUACCUGCCCGCUGCUGCUUACAGAGCUACCAGCUACAAACCUGAGAAUCUUACAAAGGUCCAAGAGGAGAUCUUGGCCAUUGUUACUGACGACAACGGCAAUGUGAAGUGGACGAGAAACGUCCAGGCGAUUGCCUUACAGCUAGUCAAGAAUGUCGUCACCAACCCAUUGACAGGAAAGCAGGUUACCAACAACUUGCCUCAGUCGAUGGUGGAUUUCAGUUACAACUGGUUGAUCAAGCAAAUCCAGCCAAACUCGGACGUCUAUGGCCUCAUGGAAGACAAGAUCUUCAAGGAGCUCUUGACUGAGAUUGUUGUCAAUCUCAACUUUGACGGUGCCAUAACUGCUAGCAGUUUGAGCAACGAUUUGAAGCUGAGCUCUGCGGGCAAGAGCAAGAAAUCUGAUCUGGAAAUGGUUAGCAUUGCAUCGAGAAUUUCUACGUUGGUUAAGUUCCACUGGAGCGUGUUUGGCGAGUACUACACUAAUUAUGUGAAAAACGACAAGGCCAGUCUUUGA
Molecule: messenger RNA, 2187 nt
Organism: Candidozyma duobushaemuli
Lineage: Eukaryota; Fungi; Ascomycota; Pichiomycetes; Serinales; Metschnikowiaceae
Gene: SOK1
Product: Sok1p
Exons: 1
Coding region: 1-2187 (728 amino acids)
Source: RefSeq, a predicted model, not a curated record